Messenger RNA from Doryrhamphus excisus (bluestripe pipefish), 1781 nucleotides. NCBI's taxonomy places the organism in Eukaryota, Metazoa, Chordata, Actinopteri, Syngnathiformes, Syngnathidae. The record is from RefSeq and is a predicted model, not a curated record.
UUUUGCACCACGUGUGCGAUUGCGUCGAAUACUGAGGACACACCCACAGUUUCCGGCAUGAUGGACCGACGGGGAACUUUACAUGUAUUUAUAGAUAUAAAUAUGUUGAUUUAAGCUUUGUGGCGUUUGGCAUAUAAAAUAGACAUUUAAGGUUAGAACGACAAAUGGCCAGUAGACUGAGUUUGAAAAUAUAACGAGUGUGUCGUCGGGUGUUAGCUUGCUAUGCUAAAUGGUAGCAUUGCGGCUUGACAAGGAGGAUGGCGACCACGAAGUCCAGUAGUGUGUUGGAGAUGUUUGAAGGAGGAAACAACGUGGUCAGAAUUUGUGCACCGAUGGUUCGAUAUUCAAAGCUGGCUUUCAGAUCCUUGGUGAGGAAAUAUCACUGUGAUAUCUGCUUCACUCCGAUGAUAGUUGCUUCUGACUUUGUGCGAUCUGUCAAAGCCAGAGACAGCGAAUUCACCACAAAUGACUGUGACAGACCCCUGAUUGUGCAGUUUGCUGCUCAUGAUGCCCAGACUCUGGCUGAUGCCGCCUGUGCAGUUGCGCCUUUCUCAGAUGGAGUUGACCUCAACUGUGGAUGUCCCCAGAGAUGGGCCAUGUCAGCAGGUUAUGGUGCUUGCCUUAUCAAUAAGCCUGAGCUGGUUAAAGAUAUGGUCAAACAUGUGAGGAACCAAGUGGACAAUCCUAAAUAUACAGCGUCCAUUAAAAUAAGAAUCCACAACGACCUGAGAAAGACAGUUGAUCUGUGCCAGAAGGCCGAGUCAGCAGGUGUAUCCUGGAUAACGGUGCACGGUCGCACAUCGGAGGAGCGCCAUCAGCCUGUCCAUUAUGACGCCAUAAAGAUAGUCAAAGACAGCGUGUCCAUACCUGUCAUUGCCAAUGGGGACAUAAAAUACCUACGUGAUGUGGAGUCCAUUCACCGGCUCACUGGUGUUGAUGGUAGGCUUAAAAACAUGACGCUGCAAUGGACUGCUGUAGCACUCUUCCUCUAUAUAGAGAUUGGCAUCCUUGUUAUUCUCUGUUUACCCUUCAUCUCUGCUAAGAGGUGGCAGGGCGUAUUCAAUUUGAGGAUCUGGAGUCCAGUAGCCCAGUUUUGGAACAAAGUGUUUCUUACAAUGAUUGUUAUACUUAUCGUCCUAUUUCUUGAUGCAGUCCGUGAGGUGCGGAAGUAUUCCAUUAAAAACCUCGGCACGGAUGCCAAACUGCAGCCCAACAUGUUUGACCACAUGCACAUGAAGCUUUUCCGGGCUCAGAGGAAUCUUUACAUCUCUGGCUUUGCCGUCUUCCUUUGGCUGGUUAUGAAGCGAGUGGUCACUUUGAUUAAUCAGCUGGCUUCCGUGUCGGGGACCACUGCUGCACUUCAGGCACAGGCUGAAAAUGCAAACAAAGCUGCUAAAAAGCACUUGGAGGACAACGAGCUGUUGAAGAAGACUCUGAUGGAGGCGACGGGAGAUAAAGCAACUGCAGAAGGCAUGGAGCUGUUGAGGAAAGAGGUGGAGAAACUGAAAGAGGAAGUAAAGACAUCAGAGGAUGCCCUGAAGAAGUCCAAGUGUGAUGCAGAUGGACUGAAGAAGCAGACGGACGGUCUUGCCAGGGAGUAUGACAGACUGCUGAAAGAACAUCAGGAGCUUCAGAAUCUUCAAAAUGAUGUAAACAAAAAGGACGACUGAAGCAGCUCCCCAAAACAACAGCAAUGAGUUUUUGCAUUGAUGCCUCCUUUUUUUCCUCUUUUGUUCCCCCCGACACCUGACUAUCUUAAAGGAGAGUUUCCAGUUUCUGCC